[Torrubiella] hemipterigena is the source of this 891-nucleotide messenger RNA. NCBI's taxonomy places the organism in Eukaryota, Fungi, Ascomycota, Sordariomycetes, Hypocreales, Clavicipitaceae. The record is from the annotation of a GenBank genome assembly.
AUGCCGACGUCACCAUCAGUAAACCGAAAGUCCCCUACGAUACGGCGUAUUCUCCGAGAAGCCGCAGAGCUCUCAGGAUCCAUCUCACCUGACUAUACUGCUGUUCCCCUCGAAGAAGACCUAUUUGAAUGGCAUUUCACUCUCCGAGGGCCGCCAAAUUCAGCAUACGGCGAGGGUAUAUAUCAUGGCAAGAUAAUCUUGCCUCCAACAUACCCCCUUCGCCCGCCGACGUUCAAAUUCAUGACCCCAAGUGGUCGAUUUGAAGUAAAUAGCGAAAUAUGUCUGAGUAUUAGCGGCCACCAUGAAGAAACAUGGCAGCCAGCAUGGGGUAUUCGUACUGCACUUGUCGCAUUACGUACCUUUAUGGAAACGAAUGCAAAUGGUCAGGUUGGAGGGCUAGAGACGACAAACUCAGCGCGCCAGCAAUUUGCUCUCAAGUCGGCAAAGUGGACAUGUACCGUUUGCUCCAAAUCGAAUGCCGACAUCAUAAAAGAAUGCGAGGAGUUGUAUGCAGCUACAUCUGAGUCGUCUGGAACGACUAUAGAUGACACAGUACCUGAGGAGCUAAGGAUGGUGAUGAAAGACGAUCUAAAGGAAAGCGCAGCAACAAGCGCUCCAUCCUUCGAGAGCAACUCACAAUCUAGCACAUCUAGAGAAGUGAUUGAACCAGACACAGAAGCCGAUAUCGUACAGCCGUCAAUGCCGCGCCAGCGACCUCGAACCGCAGUUGUUGCACCAAAUACUAGUGCGCCUAGAGCUUCUCCAACGCCGCUAGUCGCUCCCCAGAAUAAUGCGACUAGUCCACCGAUACCUAUUUGGAUUGACAGAGCCAUUGUAAUUCUCGCAAUUUUUCUUGCAGUCUUGCUUUUCAAGGUCAUAUUUGCUCUAUAG